Messenger RNA from Syzygium oleosum, 744 nucleotides. RefSeq names its product zinc finger protein GIS3-like. Gene Ontology annotation, biological process: negative regulation of abscisic acid-activated signaling pathway. Lineage: Eukaryota; Viridiplantae; Streptophyta; Magnoliopsida; Myrtales; Myrtaceae. The coding region runs from base 1 to 744 and encodes 247 amino acids. The record is from RefSeq and is a predicted model, not a curated record. The transcript has a single exon.
AUGGAACAAGCAAAACCACUCUCAAAAGGGAAAUCCCUGGCGACUCGUCUCUCGGGAGAUGCGGGGGGGAAGGCGGCACGAAUAUCGAGUCCUUUCAUACUCGAAGCGAAGCUCUACAAUGAUGAUCACUGUGGAUCCACAUCCCUGAUCAAUCUGUUAAAUUCUUUCGAAAAAGAUCCUCAAAAGAAACCCGAACCGUUGAAACGAAAUUUCGACAAUACCCUCGCAACCCGAUCUUAUUGUUGCAAACACUGCAAGGCGAGGUUCAACACCUUGCAGUCGCUGGGGGGCCACCAAAAUGCCCACAAGCGCGAGCGUGCCGCAAAAAAGCGGGCUCGAGUGAUGAACCGGAUCGUUAAUGCCUUUUCUCAGGUGACUCUUAAAUCUAAGCCGAAUUGUUCUGGCAUGCAGGCAAAUCCUGUCCCAAGGCACCCCACUGCCUGCGGGCCUCGUGCUAGGCCCUCGUCUGCGGAUGUCGUCGGACCUACCCACAGGGGGCCGCCGGAGCCGAUAACAAUGACAAACCCUCGAGCGUCAGUAUCGCACCGACUUGCCAUGGUGAAUCAGCUAAACGGAACAGUAUAUGAACCUAGGAACAAUGGUGACCCUAACUUUUGUACUGGGGUUUUUCCUCAGAGCACAGGACCAAGACCACCUCCACUUGCCAACGUUGUUGCCAAUGGAAGCUCCUUCAGCACCCAAGGACUUGAAAAUGAAGGGUUGGACUUGACCCUUAGGCUCUGA